Salvelinus sp. IW2-2015 is the source of this 2441-nucleotide messenger RNA. RefSeq names its product transmembrane protein 269. Gene Ontology annotation, cellular component: membrane. Lineage: Eukaryota; Metazoa; Chordata; Actinopteri; Salmoniformes; Salmonidae. Gene Ontology annotation, biological process: phospholipid biosynthetic process. The record is from RefSeq and is a predicted model, not a curated record. Gene Ontology annotation, molecular function: phosphotransferase activity, for other substituted phosphate groups.
UGCGUCACAUCCGGUGGAAUAUUCUAGCGGAUUCUUCUGUUGGACUUUAAAAGCAGGCGCGCAGAGAAGCAGACUGAGAUGAUUUUUACAGGUGAACCACUGAAACGUUAUUGGGAUGCAAUAAACAACCACUUUGUACACAUGAAGAAGUAAUUAUUACAGAAGAGAUUCAUUUAAUACGAUUGCUUAGUUCCAUUGAAGCCGUGUCAAUCAUUUGCACUAUUUCAGCAUCAUCUUUAGGUCCUUCCAGCUGCUGUGCUGUGGGCAGACUGACGCAGAGAGAAUCAUGAUUCUGCUGACUCCAUCCUCUGAUGAAGAGUCUCUUGAACUCGACUGGCUUUGGAAUCACACGAAGUUCUGUGUGCAAAACAGAAUAGUAGGAACAUGACUUUAACCCUUUUUCACGUACAGACGUUAGUUUGUUAGACUAUUUUAGUUUUAAAAAGGGUUUCUAUGGUAACUUUUUAUUUAUGUUUAUUUUAUGUAGAGGUAUAUGGGUCUUUGUCGGCAGAGAAUACUCUCUUGGCUACUUUUAUCACCUCGGCUUAUUAACUUCUGUGUGAAAUCCAAACUCCAUAGCGAAGCCACAGACACUCAAGAACAAAGAUCCCUUUGUUUGCCUUCUUUGAAAACCCUCAGCAUUGCAAGGACAAAAAACAGCCCUGGCCAUAGUGAAGUAUCUAGCGUCACUGGACCUUCCAGCUUUUUAAGUAAGAUAACCUAUCUAUGGUGCCUUUUAAUGCUUCAAGAUUCUGGCAUCAUUAAUUCAAUGAAAGUCAAAUUAAAUUGCCCUUACACUCUUCGAUUACUUUAAUAACCGUAAUGGUGGAAUUACACUGUAUUACACUGAUAGGAACUUUGAUAUAACAAUACUUGGCUUUCACAUAACAAAUGUAUAAGGAAAUUAUGUAAUUACUAUGAAAUUUCCACAAAAUACAAGCUAUGAAAAAAAACCAGAACAAGCAAACUGCUAUUGACCCUUUUUAAAAGCUACCCAUCCAUGUGAACAUUGCUGUCAUGUCCUUUGUCAUUGUUCCAGGUCACUGUUUUGCCAGUCAACUAGCCUAAUUAAUCAACAGCCCAGUAGACUCAUUAUCUCUUAUACUAUUUGUGGACAGUCCCUUACUAUAGUAUAGUACCAUGUGUGGACAGUCACUUACUCUCUCCCCACCAGCCUGUCUCAGCUAUACAUGCACUAUAUAUUUGCUGAAUAAGUAUUCCGUGUGGCAAUGACUAUGAGAAUAUUAACACUACCAAAUGAUGGUUACUGUACAUACCGUGCCAGCCCCUAUUCUGAAAAGUGGAUUAGUCUAUCGAAUGGUGGGUCUCCAAUAAACUUACAUACUUCUUGGUAAGUGCUACUACUUUUUAUUAGCUACAUGAAUCAAUCUUGCAUAGGUUUGUAAAUAAUGUACAAUUUGUAUAUAAAAAAUGAAGUUUCUUUGCAAAUGUUCAUUCUUUGAUAACAAAUACAUUAUUUAAUACUGUGUAACAACUAUAUAUUUUUUUUGAAGCACAACCUAAACCACUUGUGAAUUUUAUUUAGGUUCUCGCCUAUACUUGAAAUCAACUGGUUACUAGUACUACUGUAGGUUGGAUGCUGUACAGUAGGUUGGGUGCAUGAGGUUUCUUCCAGCGCACCAAUAAGCUAUUUCUAAGCGAGCAGGCCACGGGUGUCCAGCUCAAGGAGUUUGUACGCAAAAAUGCAGCCAAUGCUCUGUCUAUGGCCAACAUGCUCAUGGGCAUGGCCUCUAUUCUCUGCAGCCUGAACGGCCACCAACAUGCAGCCUGCUGGCUGGUCCUGAUUGGCUACCUGCUGGAUUUGGCAGAUGGGGCAGUUGCCAGGCGACUGGAUGCAUGCUCUCCACUAGGUGCUAAACUGGAUGAUUUUGCAGAUUUCACAACCUUUGGGAUUGCAACAUCAUUGCUCCUGAGGACACAUGCCUUAAUGGACAACAUCCUGUGCAUGUGCUAUGUCCUGUCUGUGUUUGUCCGCCUCUGCUUCUUCUCCAGCGGCAUCCCCUUCAUGUACCGUGGCCUGCCAUGUAUCUACUCUUCUGCCAUCCUGGCCUGUCUCUCCCUGCUGACCGGAGGUAACAUGGUGAUCCUGCGUGUCACUGCUGUGGCCAUGAUCCUCUUCAUGGUCAACCAGGGCUUCUACCCUCACGACAGGGUCCUGGAGUCACAGGCCUGGAAGAAGGUGGUCUACGCUGGAGGCCGUCCGGCGGGGUUAACUAAAGCUCCCAGACUGCUGCUGCUAGCUAUCCACAGCGGAUCGAAAAAGGACGUAAGAGGACGUUUUAAUGUUUUUGUAAGAUUUAACUGCCUUUUUCAUCAUGACCACUUGAUGGAUAAUGUAAUGUACCUUAGCCAUUUUGUUUUUGAUUAAUACAGUGUUUGAAUGUCUAGUUAUGUUUUUACAAUACAAUGGCAGAAUUGUA